Glycine soja is the source of this 4703-nucleotide messenger RNA. RefSeq lists its product as uncharacterized. NCBI's taxonomy places the organism in Eukaryota, Viridiplantae, Streptophyta, Magnoliopsida, Fabales, Fabaceae. Gene Ontology annotation, molecular function: protein binding. The record is from RefSeq and is a predicted model, not a curated record. The transcript is spliced from 13 exons. Bases 164 to 4030 code for a protein of 1288 amino acids.
UUCGCAUCUAUUUAAUCUAAUCACAAACAAUAAGUCUAAAUCAUCAUAUAAUUAAUAAUAUUAGCUCAAACGAUUUUCAUCACCUUGUGGAGGAGUGUGGGAAUUUGAACUCUCAAACCCGUUGGAAGUAACCAUUUUUCAAAACCCUACUCUUCCUCCCCAAAUGUCGUCAUCCGCGGCGGUGCAUCUCCAAUCUCCGAUCAACACCUCCUCUGACGCGCCGCCGCCGCCGCCGCCGCAUUCUCCGUUCCUCCAUUUCAAUGCCGACUGCGUAAACCCUUCCGCCGCACGCACGAGGUCGAGGCCGAGGCUCGCCAAGCUGAGGAAGCAGUCUGCUUCGCAGCAGGCCCGGUCACGGAGCAGAACCGCCACCGGCGACGACGGCUCCGGCGCCGGCUUCAAUCCGUUUCGCUCCGAUCAUCAGGUAAACGGUAAUGUUAACAGUAGUGGAGUAGAGAGUGGUUCCGAUGGUUUUGUGUUUGGGGCUGGGAAGGGCGAUUCUGAUUCCGCUAGGGAUUUGAAGGGGCCGAGUGAGGGAGAAAUUGGGGAGGGUGGCGGUGGUGUGGAAUUUGUGUUUAGUGCUAAAAAACGGAGUGAUGAAGAUGAAUUGAAAAAGAAAAAUGAAAAUGUUACAGAGGCGGUUUCUGGUGUUGAGAGGAAGGUGGUGUCGAAUUCGGAGGGGGAGCAGGGGGAAUUGAAUGGUAGGGAGUUUGUUUUUGGUGCUUGUAGAAACAAUUUGGAUUCUGGUUUAAAUACAGAAAAGGGGAAAUCUGGUGUACGUGUGGGGGAUUCGGGGUUUGAUAGUGGUGGGGUGAGGGAAUGUGAGACUGAAUUUGAGUGUGGAAAGCGUGAUAGUGUUAGUAAUGUGGAGAAGCUGGAGCCUGUUGGCCGUGUGUGGAAUUCGGAACGUGGAAUGGGUGCUUUUGGUGUUAAGGUGGGAGUGAAUGGUAAUAGUGAUACAGGUGCUGAUCGGUGUGAUCAUUUGGGUGAUGGUGGUAAGUGCGAGAAUCGAUAUGGCAGUCUUAAUGGUAUUGCUGCUGCUUAUAGUGACGUUCCAGUGAUGCGCAAUUUAUCAGAUGAGAUGGAGAAACUGAACAUCAAACAUUCUGAGGGUGCUGAUAUUGCCAGAGAUUCGGUGAAUUCACAUGCAAAUGGUAGUGCUGGUUUUGUGUUUGGAGCAAGUGACAAGGCUUUUGGCUAUUCUAGUGUUAGUUCAAGAACUGAUGCCAGUGGUCAGCAGUCUUGUGCUCAGGCUACUUUUGAGAAUAUUGGUGGGCAAUUUGCUAAAGCGGGUGGAUUAAAAGGUGUUCAAAAUGGAACUGCUGGUGGUGUUGCCUGUGGUUCUGCAGGAAUACGUUGCUCUAAGCCAUCCACUAGUCAGGAAACCAUCAGAGAUUUCCAGUGUGGCAAAAUUCCAGAAUGUAAUGUGUCUGAAGAUUCUAAAGUGAAUGGAGCUGCAGCAUCGUUUUCCUUUUCAUCAUUUGGUUUUGAUUCCCAUCCAAAUAACCAUGCUUCCAUGGGCCAUUCCUCAAGUGCAGAUAAUGAUAAGGAUGGAAAUUGUUUUGCAAGUACUCCAGAGGCUUCCAAAGAGUCUUUUGCGGACUUCAAACCCCCAACAUGGGAUCCUUCUUGUUUCAAAGAAAAUUUAUUUCCUAAGUUAAAUAAAAAAGUUGAAUCCACAGCGAAGGACCGAUCUUGUAAGGAAAAAGGAUCAAAAUGUAUGAGGAGAAAAUUGAAGCCGCAUUCUGUAAAUAAGAAACAGUCAGAGCUGGACCAUUUGUUGAAGGAAAAUGGUUCACAGAAAACCCCUGAUUCUUCUGGUAUCCACUCACCCAUGGAUUUUUCUCCUUAUCAGGAAACAACAGCAAGUGAUCAUGCGAAAGCUUCUGAAAAAUUAAAUGAUCUGCAUUCAACAAUUCCUACUGAUCAAUGCGGUAGUGUAGCAGGUGCUUCAGCAGGUGCUUCUGCAGAUGCUGGGUUUGACUUCACCCCAAACACUGAAAAGCAAAAGGAUGAUGAAUUUCGUUUUGUUCAUGGUGUGAAUGAUUCAAAGGGGAAAGGUUUUGCAUUUUUUGCUUCAUCAGCUGUGGAGGGUACUCCAUUAAAGCGUCAACAGAAGAAGAAAUUUAGGAGAAAAAUGGGGUGCGACUCUUUUGUUAUCUCUCCUCGUGUGAAUGGAAACUUUGUAUCUUCUGUACAAUUUUCUCCCCAUAACACUGCCAACAUGUCAUCACAUUCUGACGUACAAUUCAAGGAAUUGGAUGUUGCAUCAUCGGAUACAAUUCCAGCAGCCUGCGACACAUGGAGACUCAGGGGGAACCAAGCUCAUAAAGAUGGGGAUCUUUCUAAAGCCGAGGACUUCUACUCUCGAGGAAUAAAUUCUGUCCCUUCAAGUGAAAGAUCAGGAUGCUGGGCUAAGCCUCUUUUACUGUGCUAUAGUAACCGUGCAGCAACACGGAUGAGUCUUGGAAGGAUCAGAGAAGCUCUAGAGGAUUGCAUGAUGGCUACAGCUCUGGACCCCUCCUUUAUGAAAGUACAGAUGAGAACUGCUAACUGUCACCUUUUGCUAGGGGAAGUAGAAAAUGCUCAGCAGUGUUUUAAUAAGUGCAUGGAAUCAGGUAAUGCUGUUUGUUUGGAUCGGAGGGUUAUAGUUGAAGCAGCUGAAGGUUUACAGAAGGCUCAGGAAGUGGUCAAGUGUAUAAAUAAUGCUGCUGAACUUUUAAAAGAGAGGACUUCUGAUGCAGCUGUUACUGCUUUAGAACUAGCUUCUAAGGCAUUGUCAAUAAGUUUAUACUCAGAAAAAUUGCUUCAAAUGAAGGCAGAGGCUCUAUGUUUGCUACAAAAGUAUGAUGCCACAAUUCAGCUUUGUGAACAGAGUCAGCAUCUUGCAGAAAAGAAUUUUGUCUUGACAAACAAUGCAGAGAAUUCUGAUAGUUCCUUAUGUGAUAGUUACUCAAGUGUAAAAUUGUGGAGGUGGUCAUUGAAAUCCAAGUGUUACUUUCGUUUGGGAAGGCUUGAAGCAUCACUUAAUGUUCUCGAGAAAUUACAGCAAGUUGUGUCUGUCAAUGACAAGUGUGUGAUUGAUAACAUUGAAGACUUGCUGACAUUAGCUUCUACAAUACGAGAACUUCUGAACCACAAGAGGGCUGGAAAUGAAAACUUUAAAUCUGGAAAGUAUAUGGAAGCUGUUGAGAAUUACACUGCUGCUUUAUCUUGCAAUGUUAAAUCACGUCCUUUUAUGGCAAUUUGUUUCUGCAACCGUGCUGCAGCUCAUCAAUCUUUAGGCCAAAUUGCCGAUGCCAUUGCGGACUGCAGUGUGGCUAUUGCCCUUGAUGGAAAUUAUGCAAAGGCAAUUUCAAGAAGAGCCACCUUGCAUGAGAUGGUUAGAGAUUAUGAACAAGCAGCUUGUGACCUCAAGAGACUUAUAGCUGUCCUUGAAACUCAAUCCAAUGAAAGAGCCAAACAAUCUGACUCACCCAGUGGAUCUAAUGGUGUGAAAGAAUUAAGGCAAGCUCAUCAACGUCUGCUUUCAGUGGAAGAUCAAGCCAAAAAGGGAACACCCUUGGAUGUUUACCUCAUUUUAGGAAUCAAAUCAGCUGAUACAGCAACAGAUAUCAAGAAGGCAUACCACAAGGCAGCUCUCAGACAUCAUCCAGACAAGGCUGGUCAGUUGUUGGCUAGAAGUGAAGUUGGAGAUGAAGGCCAACUUUGGAAGGAAAUUUCACAGGAGGUGUACAAGGAUGCUGAUAAGCUUUUCAAAAUGAUCGGAGAAGCAUAUGCUGUGCUUUCAGACCCAGCCAAGCGCUCGGAGUAUGAUUUGGAAGAGGAGAUAAGGAAAGCUUCUAAGUUAUGUAACAGAGGUGGCACAAGCAGGAGAUCUUCAGAUGCUUAUGGGUGUGGAAGAUCUUCAGAUGCGUAUGGGUGUGGAAGACCGUUUGAUGAUUACAGAUCUACCUCUGACAGAACUUCUAACAGACGAAAUGGACGGGAUCAUUGGAAGACCCAUGGACAUUCGUAUUCUCGAUGGUAAGAGGAUGGAUACUCAUGUCAUGGGCAUCGAGAAUUGAGAUUCUUUUGCCUGGUGAAGGUGAUCUUCUUUCUCAUUCAUGAUGGUAUGAAAAAGAGGCUUAAAUCUGCUUUUGCAGGCCAUGAUUGAUUUAUUUUUUGGGUCUGACCCGGGCCAUUACUCAAAUAAGAUUGUAAGUAGAUUUUGCAAGCAUGCCAUAGCGAUAUAUGCAAAGAUGUAUUUAUUCUCUAUGUAUGUGCUUCACCAACUUAAAAGGUAACAAGGCAUUGAUGCUAUACUAAUCCUUCCCUUAAUCCCAUACUUGCUGCUGGACGAGUUUUUCGAAGGGAAAGGGAUUGUUCAUACAGAAAAUCAGGCAGGAAAAACACUGACAAGGGAGCCAAUGCAGCUGUUGUUGGGUUUGCAUACUUUCUCGAAUGUAACUGGUGCUGUUGUAGUUAUCACGUAUCAGUAUUUUUUUUAUCUGGAUUGAUCGAGAAACUAGAUAGAAAGUGUGCUUCUGCCUAUAUAGAAAAUAUAUAUUUUUUGAAUUGAUCCAAAUUACAUAUCCCUUGUCAAAGUUGAAAAUUGCCUCUAAUUCUUUCUCUUGGAUUCCGAAUGAGUGAACGAACAGCUUAUAGAAUUGUAUGAAAUAUUGAUUGAUUCUUUACUUUAUUAGGGUAUGUAUCUCUGGCUG